This is a messenger RNA of Xiphias gladius (swordfish), 1777 nucleotides long. Its product is annotated as pleckstrin homology domain-containing family G member 1-like. Lineage: Eukaryota; Metazoa; Chordata; Actinopteri; Istiophoriformes; Xiphiidae. The record is from RefSeq and is a predicted model, not a curated record.
CCCCUGUAAUGAGUCCCCAAGCAGCCACCCCUCCAACCGAGAGUUUCAGUCCCCCGGCACAUCAGCCUAAAUCCCCACCCAUCAAGUCCACACCAUCAUUCACCAUUCCAGUCAUCCACCUCCCUGAUCUUCAGAGUGAAGGCACUACUGAAGAAGAACACCACAGCCCUGCUCCCACUUCACAACCCCUUCCUGUGACCCCAGAGCCCCUCCCAGGCACAGUGAAGAGCAUCCGCAACAGACUGGCUCGCCUCAGCAGCGGCAGCGUCCGCCUAGAGCACGACGACCUGGUGGAGCUUCCUCAACGAAACACCUCUGAGAGAGAGAGUCCUCUCAAGGACCUUCAUAAUUUGUUUCCAGGGGAGCUGGCAGGUCUGGACUCCCCCCUGGCCUCCUCCUUUCUCCUGCUGGGUGAGUCUGUGGACUUCUCCCUGGAACUGAUGGAUAAAACAAAAAGCAAGGUGUUCCUGAUGGCACGGCAGUACAGCCAGAAGAUCAAGAAAGCCAACCAGUUGCUGCGCAUGAGGAGCAUGGACCCUGGAGACUCUUGUAGUGGGACCAGAGCUGAGAAGAAGCAGAAAGACUUGGCAGCCAUCUUAGAGGAGAAGAAACAACGGGGAGCAGCCAUAGGUGCAAGAAUAGCAGAGUACUCCAAGCUCUAUGACCAGGUAAUGCUUAAGGAUCCUCCUAGCCCUGCUGGUCAGACCUCCGCUACCCCACACCACACACAUCCAGGGCUGCCGUCCUCCUCAUCCAUGCCAGAGACCACCCUGGAGGAGGACUGGCUCCACUCAACGUACAGCAACGGAGAGCUGGCCAGCUUUGUCUCCUCAGCCAGCAAGGUGGGGGAUGCUCGAGCGUCGUCCACCCCGCAGCGAAGACUAACAUCUGCCUGCUUCAUCCCUUCUCUCAAAACUUUCCCUCCUCCACCGACCACCCCGCCUUCCCAGAGGUGGAGUUGGUGCAUGUCGGCGCCAAGCGAGAAAGAGGAGCACGUGUACAGUUCCAUUAAGAGACACCGUCUUCGCCCCCCUCUGAAGUCUUCACCAUCCGGUCACUGUCAGUCGGUCAGCUCUCUGGGAAGCCAGCAGCAGGAGAACAAAAACCAGUCUGAACUAAAAUGUGACAGACCCACUAUGGAUCGAUCCACAGACAGACUUCAUGGCCCUAGUCUGGGCCGAGCUGGCCGACAGAGUAGCCUCCCAGAGCGGCCUACCCAGAGACCGUCAGACCUCACCUUACACGACGGUCAACAGGUGGUGGUGCUGAAUCGGGCGUCUGCACUGAGCAUACACGCCACCCAGAACUACCUGGCCAACUUCAAGGACAAUGGGGAAGAUGACGAUGACUAUGUUGAGAUCCGCUCAGAGGACGAGAGCGAACAGGAGCACGACAGGUUGGCGCAGAGAAAUGGCAGCUCAGCGGUUCUUUCCAAUCAGAAUCGGACUCUUGUCCAGUCCCAGAGUCUGCCGUGCACCCCGGUGCGCUCCUGUGACCCGCUGAGGUCUCUAGACCGUGAGCAUUUGGAGAAAAACCUGUGGAGCGAGCCGCAGCAGAGCCAACCCAACAUUGUCCAGUCUCUGAGGGAGAAGUUUCAACGUCUGAGUUCCAGUAGCUUUGCCUGAAGCUACACAACAACUAAAAGCCAAAUAUAUACAUUAACAUACAGCAUGUAGAAACAAGAGGGGCACUGCUGCUUUGCAUUGAAUACAUCAUACAUCAUACACCACAAACAAAAACAAAUAUUACACGUUAUUAAAGGUAACAGACAUCUCAA